AUGAAAAGGGCGGCUCUAGAGCAGCUGCAGCGUCUUCCGACGUACGAUCGGGCGAGGAAGGCUGUGCUUAGAGGGAUCACUGGAGGUUUCAAGGAGAUUGACAUGAAGGACCUUGACUUCGUGGAGACAAGAGAGCUUUUUGAUAGAGUGAUGACGAUGGAUGAGGAGGAUUGGCAUGGAGAGUAUCUAAGAAGGCUAAAGAGCCGUUUUGACAGAGUUUCUUUGAAUCUCCCAACGAUAGAAGUCCGGUUUGAGGAUCUGAACGUGACUGCGGAAGCAUACGUGGGAAGUGGAGCUGUACCUACAGUCAUCAACUCACUCGUCAGCGUUAUAAAAAGUGUUGGAGAUAAAAUUGGAGUUCAUCGGAUGAAAAGAAAGAGAAUGUCCAUUCUAAAGAAUGUGAGCGGGAUGAUCAAGCCCGGCAGGCUGACUCUACUUUUGGGACCACCGGGCUCUGGAAAGUCGACCCUACUUCAAGCAUUGUCUGGAAAGAUAGAGAGUGGACUAAAAUGUACAGGGAAAGUGACGUACAAUGGGCAUGAACUACAUGAGUUUGUGCCUGAAAGAACUGCCGCCUACAUUGGCCAAUACGAUGUUCACUUGCCGCGACUAACAGUUCGAGAAACAUUAAAUUUUUCCGCAAAAUGCCAAGGAGUUGGCACACGCUAUGAUAUGCUUGCGGAGUUACUGAGACGGGAGAAAGACUUCAAUAUCAAGCCAGAUCCUUACCUCGAUGCACUAAUGAAGGCGUCGGUUUUGAAAGGACACAAAGAGAAUGUGGUCACAGAUUAUGUUUUAAAGGUAUUAGGACUUGACAUAUGUGCUGAUAUGAUAGUUGGGGAUCAUAUGAAAAGAGGCAUCUCUGGUGGACAAAAGAAACGCGUAACAACUGGUGAGAUGUUGGUCGGACCAGUUGGAGCUUUAUUCAUGGACAACAUAUCAGAUGGUUUGGACAGCUCAACAACAUAUCAGAUUGUCAAGUGCAUCAAGCAAAUGAUCCAUGUGUUCGAUAAAACCGCUCUUAUCUCUCUUCUCCAGCCUCCUCCAGAGACAUUCGAGCUCUUUGACGAUGUCAUAAUUCUUGGAGAAGGCCGAAUAAUUUACCAAGGCCCUCGGGAAAAUGUCCUUGAAUUAUUUGAAUCUAUGGGUUUUAAAUGUCCCGAGAGAAAAGGAAUUGCUGAUUACUUACAAGAAAUCUUGUCGAGAAAAGACCAAGAACAAUAUUGGGCUAAUUUAGAGUUGCCAUAUCAUUAUGUAUCGGCAAGAGGAUUUGAGGAAGGCUUCAGAAGGUGUCAUUUGAGAAAUGCAGUGCGGUCUCAACUUGCAACCCCAUUUGAUCGAUGGAAAAAUCACAGAGCAGCCUUGGCAAGGACUACAUAUGGAGCUAGCAAGUUGGAGCUACUAAAGGCUUGCAUAGAACGAGAAUAUAUUCUAAUGAAUAGGAACUUUAGAAUCUUUGCCCUCAAGUCAUUUCAGCUCUUACUCAAUGGGACUAUAAUCGCAAUUGUGUUUUCUCAACAAAAACAAUACCACAGCACGUUAGAGGAUGGAAUCAUCUACAUGGGAGCUAUCUAUUUGGAAGUGCAGAUGGUUUUGUUCUCCGGGUUUUUUGAACUGCCAAUGACUAUUGAUAAGCUUCCAGUGUUCUACAAGCAACGCGGUUUCAGCUUUUACCCGUCCUGGGCUUUUUCUUUACCAGCCUCUGUCGUUAACUUUCCUAUAUCCUUCGUAGAGGUCUUCAUAGUGGUUUUAAUAACUUAUUUCGUCAUUGGAUAUGACUUAACCAUCUCAUCGAUCCUUAAACAUUACUUGAUUCUAGCAUUGUGCGGACAAAUGUCGUAUGGACUUUUUCGGUGUAUUGCUUCAGUGACUCGAAAUCAUGUGGUUGCAAACACAAUGGGAUGUCUUAUUGUGAUAUGGCUGAUGACUUUUAAUGGAUAUGUGUUAUCCCGAUGUCAAGUUCAUGAAUGGUUAACCUGGGCGUAUUGGACAUCACCAUUGAUGUAUAUCCAGACAGCUAUUUCGGUCAAUGAAUUCCAGAGCAAAUCCUGGAAACAUGAUCUUGGAGUAGCCAUCUUGAAAUCGCGUGGAUUUUUUGUAGGAACUUACUGGUAUUGGAUUGGAAUUUUAGCAUUGAUCAUAUCCACAAUCUUGUACAACAUUAUUACAUCUUUGGCUCUGGCUUUUCUUAAACAAUUUGGAGUAUCCAAGGUUGCGGUUUUAGCCGAUGAAUGCGAAGAAGCUACUAGCAACAAUAUGCUAAAGGGCCAAGGCUACCCAAGAACCAGGACACAACCAUUAUUUGGAAUGGGGACAACGAGAACUUGCAGCGACAAAAAGCUGCGUAUACCUUUCAAGCCUCUAUUCAUCACGUUCAACAAUAUCACAUAUUCUGUUGAUACUCCAAAGGCGGUGAAAGAAAAAGGCUUAAAAGACGAAAAACUAAUACUAUUGAAUGAAGUAAGCGGUGCUUUUAGACCGGGAGUUCUUACUGCACUUAUGGGGAUGAGUGGAGCAGGAAAGACUACAUUGAUGGAUGUUUUAGCCGGGCGCAAGAACACUGGAUACAUUCAAGGGGAUAUCAAUGUCUCUGGGUUUCCUAAAAAGCAGAACAGCUUUGCGCGUGUUUCGGGAUAUUGUGAACAAUUUGACAUCCAUUCCCCUCUAUUAACAGUCUAUGAGUCCCUUCUCUAUUCUGCAUGGUUGAGGUUACCCCCUAACAUCGACGCUCAUACUAGAGAGCUUUUUAUUGAAGAGGUCAUGGAAUUAAUAGAGUUAGAAGCACUAAGAGAGAUGUUGGUCGGAUAUGUGGGAGUUAGUGGGCUUUCGAAUGAGCAAAGAAAGAGAAUGACAAUCGCGGUAGAGCUUGUGGCCAAUCCUUCUAUUCUUUUUAUGGAUGAGCCAACAUCUGGCUUGGAUGCAAGAGCUGCCGCGAUUGUCAUGAGGACCGUUAGAAACACUGUUGACACUGGAAGAACUGUUGUAUGUACCAUCCACCAGCCGAGUAUCGAUAUUUUUGAAUCCUUUGAUGAGCUUUUAUUGUUGACGAGAGGAGGAGAAGAGAUCUAUGUGGGUCCAAUUGGCCACCAUUCCUCACAACUAAUUGAAUACUUUGAGGGAAUUAGAGGAGUGGGAAAAAUCAAGAAAGGUUACAAUCCUGCAACAUGGGCUCUUGAAGUGACAACAAGGGCACAAGAAGAUGUUCUUGGUGUCAGAUUUGCUCAACUAUACAAAAACUCAAAUUUAUACAGGAGAAACAAAGAUCUGAUAGAAGAACUGAACAAGGGAUCUCCUCAUGCACAAGACAUUCAUUUCUCAACAAAGUAUUCACAAUCCUAUCUCGUUCAGUUCCAAGCUUGCAUGUGGAAGCAAUACAAAUCAUAUUGGAGAAACGUUCCUUACAAUGCUGUGCGUCUCUGUUUCGCGGCUGCGGUUGGAAUCAUGAAUGGAGUCAUCUUCUGGAGCCUCGGCAAACGAAGGGGAACUAGACAAGAUAUAUUCAAUAACGUAGGCGCAAUGUCGACAAUUCUUAACUUCUUAGGCUCACAAAGUUCGGCAACUGUGCGUCCUGUCGCGAUAGCCGAACGUACUGUUUUUUACCGAGAGACCGUUGCUGGAAUGUACUCCGCUCUACCCUAUGCAUUUUCACAGGUGUUAAUAGAGAUUCCAUAUACAAUGGCUCAAGUUUGCAUCUAUGGAGUUAUCGUCUAUUCGAUGAUUGGAUAUGAAUGGACUGCUACCAAGUUUUUCUUAAACUUAUAUUUUACCUUCAUCACCGUUCUAUACUAUAUCUACACCGGUAUCAUGCUCACUGCCAUAAGUUCUAAUCAAGAAACCGCUGCGAUACUCAAUGGUAUCAUGUCCACAUCGUUGAACGUCUUUUCAGGAUUCACCAUUCCUCGUCCUAGAAUGCCGGUGUGGUUGAGAUGGUUCCCGUAUGUGAAUCCAGCGUGGUGGGGAUUAUACGGAAUGACCAUAUCUCAAUACGGAGAUGUAGAGACAAAGCUUGAUACAGGUGAGACGGUUGUUGAGUUCAUGAAAAAUUAUUAUGGUUAUGAACACGACUUCUUGUUGGUUGUCUCACUUGUCCUCAUCGCCUUCUCUUUCCUUUUUAUCUCUAUCUAUGCUUUCUCGGUUAAGACUCUGAAUUUCCAAAAGAGGUGA
Molecule: messenger RNA, 4164 nt
Organism: Arabis nemorensis
Lineage: Eukaryota; Viridiplantae; Streptophyta; Magnoliopsida; Brassicales; Brassicaceae
Source: the annotation of a GenBank genome assembly